GUGAGCGGGUUUAGCGCAGAGCUCUCCUCGUUGUGUCAGUCACACUGAGCCACACUCCGGGGAGAACAGCUGCGCCUCUCUCUCUCUCUCUCUCUCUCUCUGCGCAUUUCAUUCAAACUACAACAGAUCCCUCGGCUCAUCUGCGUCUCUUCUUACAAUGAACGCGAGCUUUCUGAGUCUCUCUCUGGCGUUUCUCACCGUGCUGGACUUGUGCAGAUGUCUUCAGAGGAAGUAUUACAUCGGGAUUCACGAGGUGGAAUGGAAUUACGCACCAAGCGGACGCAAUCUAAUCACCGGUCUGCAAAUCAAACAAGACGAGCAUGCAUCCAUAUUUCUGGAGAAUGGUCCAACCCAGAUUGGUAGUGUGUACAAAAAAGCUGUCUAUAAGCAGUACACAAAUGAAACUUUCACUACUGAGAUCCCGAAGCCAGAGUGGCUGGGCUUCCUCGGACCUAUGAUCCGGGCUGAAGUGGGUGAUGACAUUGUGGUGCACAUGAAGAACUUUGCAUCUCGACCUUAUUCAAUUCAUCCUCAUGGGGUCUUCUACAAGAAGGAUUCCGAAGGUGCACUAUAUCCAGAUGGUACAUCUGGUAAGGACAAGGAAGACGAUGCUGUGUCUCCCGGUCAAGACUACACAUACACUUGGAAGGUGACGGAAGAGUUUGCUCCUACCAAAGCUGAUCCCAGCUGCCUCACCUGGAUCUACCACUCCCAUGUAGAUGCACCAAGAGACAUUGCAACAGGACUUAUCGGGGUUCUGCUCACCUGCAAUAAGGGAGUGCUGGACACCUCAGGAAAUCAACGUUCUGAUGUGGAUCAGGAGUUCUUCCUGAUGUUCAGUGUGGUUGAUGAAAAUCUUAGCUGGUAUCUUGAUGACAACAUUCGCAAGUUCGUCCCUCGUGGUGUUAAUCUUAAAGAAAAUGAAGAUUUUCAGGAGUCUAACCUGAUGCACUCAAUCAAUGGCUUUGUAUUUGGUAACUUGCCCCCGUUAAACGUGUGUAUCGGACAAACAGUGUCUUGGCAUCUCUUUGGGAUCGGCAAUGAAGUCGAUAUUCAUUCUGCCUACUUUCAUGGCCACACCCUUCUUAACCGCGGGCACCGUACCGAUGUGCUCAGCCUGUUUCCUGCCACUUUUGUCACAGCAACAAUGGUUCCCAUGACGGCAGGAAAGUGGAUGUUAAGUUGCCAAGUUAAUGACCACAUGCAAGCAGGCAUGCAGGGCUUCUAUGAAGUGUCUUUGUGCGGUAAGGAAGCACCCGCAGCACCCCCUGGCCGUGAGAGACAUUUCUAUAUUGCUGUUGAAGAAGAGAUUUGGAAUUAUGCCCCCUCAGGAAUAAACAGAUUCACAGAUGAACGGCUAGAUAUGGAAGGAAGUGACUCUGCAGAAUUCUUCAGUCAAGUGGAAGGCAGGCUGGGUGGGAGCUACUGGAAAGCCAGAUACAUUGGAUAUCAAGAUGACACAUUUACCCUAAAGAACGAGCAACAAGGCUCAGAACACCAUCUUGGCUUUCUGGGUCCAGUCAUUAGAGGAGAACAAGGAGAUGUCAUUGUGGUAACCUUUCGCAAUAUGGCAUCCAAAGACUUUAGCUUGCAACCCCAUGGUCUGUCGUAUGAUAAAGUUUAUGAAGGGGCCAUGUAUCAGGAUGGUUCUCAGAAAGCAGGGGCCAGCGUGGCACCAAAUCAGACGUUUAUCUAUCGAUGGCGGGUGACUGAAGGUCCCUCAGAGAGCGACCCACCCUGCCUGUCAUACCUGUAUUACUCGAGUACAGAUCCUGUACGUGACACCAAUUCUGGGUUGGUGGGACCAUUACAGGUGUGCAAGAAAGGAGCUCUUGAUGGAAGUGGUCGACAGCAUACAGGGUCAGAGGUGCAGAAAGAGUUUUUCCUACUUUUCUCGGUCAUCGAUGAGAACGAAAGCUGGUAUCUGGAGAAGAAUAUUGCCGAGUUUGGUAGUGACAAGUCAGACGCAGAAAGCGAAAUAUUUCAGGAGAGCAACAAAAUGCACUGUGUAAAUGGUUUCAUGUACGGGAACUUACCUGACCUUGAUUUGUGCCUGGGGGACCAUGUUGUGUGGCACAUGCUGGGCUUGGGCACAGAGGUGGAUCUUCACGGCGUUUAUUUCCAGGGAAACACAUUUCAGCGGGACGGAACUACGCAUGAUACACUUAACCUCUUCCCACACACUAGUGUUACUGUCUCCAUGAUACCAGACAAUGAGGGUGUUUUUGAGCUGAGCUGUCGGACAACUGAUCAUUACCGUGGUGGAAUGCUCCAGAUGUACACAGCCAAACCCUGCACACGAAGCCAAAACCUUGGAUCAGAGGAUACAACCUUCCGUCCUGAUGUGUAUUUCUACUUGGCUGCUGAAGAAGUGGUGUGGAACUACGCCCCAAAUCGGACAUGGGAGUUGAAGAAACAUCACACAACAUUAGGUGACAGUCCUGGGAAUGUUUUCCUCAAAAAAUCGGGGAAUCGGAUUGGCCCUGAGUACAAAAAGGUGGUGUACCAGCAGUACACAGAUGACACAUUUACAACCAAGAAGCCCAGAGGUCCUAACGAAGAGCAUUUAGGCAUUCUGGGUCCCAUUCUUAGGGUCGAGGUUGGUGAGAGGGUCCAGGUUGUAUUCAAGAACAAAGCCAGCAGGAAUUAUUCAGUUCAUGCUCAUGGCGUGAAGGCUAGUAACAGACGCAUGGAAUCUGUUCCUCCAGGGAACGUUAUGAAGUAUAACUGGACUAUCAGGUCAGGUCCUGGACGCACCGAGUCCAACUGUAUAACCUUUGCUUAUUACUCAUCUGCUAACUUCGUUAAGGAUUUGGCGAGUGGCUUGGUUGGACCAUUGAUAGUGUGCCGUAAAGGGACUUUAGACAAAAAUUCCAGACGCCGAGGAGACGUGGAUAAAGAAUUCGCCUUGCUUUUUAUGGUGUUCGAUGAAAAUGAAUCCUGGUAUCUGGACAACAAUAUAGAAACCUACCUGAAAAAGGUUCCUGACAACUUCAACAAAAAUGAUGAGGGAUUUUUGGAAAGUAACAUGAUGCACGGUAUUAAUGGAAAGCUGUAUGCGAACCUGCAUGGUUUGAAGAUGGAGCAAGGAGAUCGGACUGAGUGGUAUUUAAUGGGGCUGGGAAAUGAGAUAGAUAUGCACACCGUGCACUUUCACGCUCAGAGUUUUAUAUACAAGAUGGAUUAUCCACACAGAGCUGACGUGUAUGACUUGUUCCCAGGAACAUUUAAGUCUAUAGAGCUGGUAGCUGGGACUCCUGGGACGUGGCUUCUUCACUGUCAUGUGACAGACCACAUCCAUGCUGGCAUGGAGACAACCUUUACCAUUAACGCUGCAGAUAAAAGAACUGUGAUCCCUAAUGGAAAUUGCUGCACAUGUUUGCAAAGUUUACCACAAAUGCUGCUAUUCAUCAUAGUGGCCUUCUGGCUCCAGUGACUCAGAAGAGGUGAUGUUUCUGGAGACCAAUCAGAAUCUGCUUCACUCUUAACCUGUGGUUUCAGUGAAGAUGAGUGGGAGGCAGAAAGGAACAAAACACAUGACUGCACUAGACAUGAAGUCAUUUUUGAUGAACAAAUUGCAUUCUGCCUUUACAAACACUUUGUCCAGUUGGCAAAAAAACAAGAGACUUACUGAGAAUGCCUUAAAUACGCAGAAUGCCUUUGAUACGAUUAUUGUGUGCUCAUGAAUUCUGAAACAUAUCUACCAUGAUUUUUUUUUCUCCAUGUACACUGAUAUAAUUAAGCAAGAACAACUCUACUGACUCUUGUGGUGUUAGAUUUAAACUUUAUUUUACAUGGCACAAGUUUAGUGCUGCACUGAAUUUUGCAGAAUCAAUCUCAGAUGCAAAGAUUUUAUAUAAAAGAACAAAACAAAAAAAGGGAGAGGUUAAAAAACAGGGUAGUGGUGCACAUAUGCAAUGUGAGUAACUCAGUGUUGUUUUUUUGUUGUGUUUUUUGCUUUAGCACUGUGACUCCUUGAGCGCUAAAAUUUGCACAUCUUCCACUAAUGCCUUUGCUGUUCAAAAGUGUUAAAUGUGAAUACUAAUAUUAAUAAACAUAAAUAUAAUAAUA
Molecule: messenger RNA, 4071 nt
Organism: Clarias gariepinus (North African catfish)
Lineage: Eukaryota; Metazoa; Chordata; Actinopteri; Siluriformes; Clariidae
Product: ferroxidase HEPHL1-like
Exons: 20
Coding region: 158-3436 (1092 amino acids)
Biological process (GO): iron ion transport
Cellular component (GO): plasma membrane
Molecular function (GO): copper ion binding; oxidoreductase activity
Source: RefSeq, a predicted model, not a curated record